AGGAGAGAAGGAAUUGAAGAGACAGAUGGAAAAAGGAAGGGAUGAGGAAUACUGAGGAACUGGGAGAGGUUACAAAGUGAGAAGACAGUGUCCAGUAGCCUCCAAUACAGAAGAAUCCAAUAUAUCAAUCCCUAAAUGGUGCUGGACUCAGGAGAGGGAACCAUGAAAGUUGUCUUUCUCCCCCAGUAGUGACUGGGCCCCUGGGGCGCCAACAAACUUGUUUGCCAGAUCUAACACUAGGAAGAUGUGGAGCAGGGCUACACUGAGCCGUUUUCCCAGCUUCCUGGUGCACUUAGAGGAAAGAGUCUUAAGAUGAGGCCCCUUCUCUCUUUCUUGCCAAGGGAACAGAAACAAGUGACACAGGUGGGAACCUAGUUAGUUUGGGUAGUCUUCCUCUCUCUCCUAUGCCUUCUACUAUAGACCUCAUUAAACCAGGUCAGUUUUGGUUCUCUGAUUCUCCUCUAUCCUAGAAAGGCAAAAAGAUGAACAAGUUUCUCACCUUCCUCGUGUAAGAAACUGGGAAUGGAAAAGGACUGAGCUCAGGGACAAGAGCAUGGAGACUAGGAGGCUUCCAAGUAUAACUCAUUUAUCUCAUACCUCUUAGGGCCCCAGAUAGGCAGUGAAAAUUCAAAGGAAUAAUUUUGCUCAAGAGAGGGAAAAAGGAAGACGCUCAGCUGGGUGGAUCUUUGGAGAAGUUUCCUCAAGAUGAGAGCUUCUGCUCUGUCUCUUAUCUCAAAUCUCAGUUUGCCUUUGAAGGAGACUUGAGUGAUGCAGAGCUGAGCGAAGGAAGGCUAAAACUAGCAUACUACUACCCUGCCCUUGUCCUGGGUGGUAUCUGGCCUUACACUAGUGAUUCUGGGGAGAGUCGCCCUUGCCCCUUCCCAACCCCAGUAUAACCAGGAUCCCACCUUUUGUCCCACCAGGACUAUCCCCUUGUCUCCACCCUAUGAUUUCUUUCUCUCUCCCUUUAAGCUCACGGAAAACAGCCCUUUUCUGCCCCAGUUCCCAUGGAUGCCUUGGCAAUGUCUGGCACAAUCCUUGGCAGGGAAGUGAGAAAGGGAACCCCCAACCAGGCAGGACUAGGCAGAAAGCUACCCAUGCAACAGGUGUUGAGGUGAAGAGGCCUACCCAGCUCACCGAAACUUCCCCCUUUCUCAAGGUUUAGGCAACAUCGUCCUUUGCUGCAACGUCCAGUACUGUAUCGGGUGGGCACCUGUUGGGGCAGAAACUGCCUUCCUGGUAUCAGUCUGGGGUGUCCAUUCCUCCCCAGUACCAUGAUGGGGGUUGCUUUCGCGGUCUCCUGGACACAAGGGCCCAGACACGCCACGCUCUCACCUGGGACCCCCUCCUGAGUCGGCCGCCCGUCCCCCGCCCCGGCCUCUUCAGUCUCCCCCUGUCUCCCCAUUUUCCUGUCUACCCCAUUCCUCCCUCUGCCUCCCUCUCUCCUUCAUCUCUCUCUUGCCUCCAGGUCACCUGCGCCCUCCCCCUCCUCCGCUCGGGUUGCGCUAUCUCCGAGUCCCGGCACCCCCUCUGCUCCCUCCUCCGCGCCAGCCCUUUGUUUCCCGGCGGAGUAGUUCCUGGGUUGCGGAGCGUCUCUGUCUCCGCAUCUCUCCUCGCUCCGCCUCCUCCCUGCCUGGAUUCGCCCCGCCCGCAGCCUCUCCUCCCCUUCCUCCCCGCCGCCCCUGCCCCCUAGGUGCCUGGGGACCCACCGUCUGCCCAGCUCCCGGCUGCUACCCGCUCCCGGCCGAGUCCCGGGCUCCCCGGUGACCCGCGCCCCCGCCGCCGCCCCCGCCUUCUCCCGGGGAGGGGGUCAGGUGGGCGGGCACUAUUGUUGUUGGAGCCGGCGCCAGAUUCCUCAGCCGGGCUCGGGGUGGGACUGGCUGGGUUUGGGGGGGUGGGGUGGGGGGAGCGGUGAUUUGAGCUCGGAGCAGCUGGUCUUCGCGGCUCGCUCCCUCCUUCGCGCUCCCUCGCUCUCCGCCGCCGCCCGCAGGGCUGCGGGGCUCGGUGGCAUCUCCCGGGCGCGGCCCGCCAUCCUCGCCCCUGCCUCCGGGCCUCUCCCGCCCCCGGCGCCGGUCGCUUCCCCGCACCCGGACUCCCCCAUGUAUGACGACUCCUACGUGCCCGGGUUUGAGGACUCGGAGGCGGGUUCAGCCGACUCCUAUACCAGCCGCCCAUCUCUGGACUCUGACGUCUCCCUGGAGGAGGACCGGGAGAGUGCCCGGCGUGAAGUGGAGAGCCAGGCUCAGCAGCAGCUUGAAAGGGCCAAGCACAAACCUGUAGCAUUUGCGGUGAGGACCAAUGUCAGCUACUGUGGCGUACUGGACGAGGAGUGCCCAGUCCAGGGCUCUGGAGUCAACUUUGAGGCCAAAGAUUUUCUGCACAUUAAAGAGAAAUACAGCAAUGACUGGUGGAUCGGGCGGCUAGUGAAAGAGGGUGGGGACAUCGCCUUCAUCCCCAGCCCCCAGCGCCUAGAGAGCAUCAGGCUGAAACAGGAGCAGAAGGCCAGGAGAUCUGGGAACCCUUCCAGCCUGAGUGACAUUGGCAACCGACGCUCCCCUCCUCCGUCUCUAGCCAAGCAGAAGCAAAAGCAGGCGGAACAUGUUCCCCCAUAUGAUGUGGUGCCCUCCAUGCGACCUGUGGUGCUGGUGGGACCCUCUCUGAAAGGGUAUGAGGGUCUGUGUGUAGAAGGGGUGGACUUUGGAGUCAUGCAUGGGGGUGCUGUCCCUCUCCAAAAGGGCUCUCCAUCAGUUCCAUGCCCUCCCUCCCAGGUCACAGACAUGAUGCAGAAGGCUCUCUUCGACUUCCUCAAACAUAGGUUUGAUGGCAGGAUCUCCAUUACACGUGUCACAGCUGACCUCUCACUGGCAAAGCGAUCUGUGCUCAACAAUCCUGGCAAGAGGACCAUCAUUGAGCGUUCUUCUGCCCGCUCCAGCAUUGCUGAAGUACAGAGCGAGAUUGAGCGCAUAUUUGAGCUGGCCAAAUCCCUGCAGCUAGUAGUGUUGGAUGCUGACACCAUCAACCACCCCGCACAGCUGGCCAAGACCUCUCUGGCUCCCAUCAUCGUCUUUGUCAAAGUGUCCUCACCAAAGGUACUCCAGCGUCUCAUCCGUUCCCGGGGAAAGUCACAGAUGAAGCACCUGACUGUACAGAUGAUGGCAUAUGAUAAGCUGGUUCAGUGCCCACCGGAGUCAUUUGAUGUGAUUCUGGAUGAGAACCAGCUGGAGGAUGCCUGUGAGCACCUAGCUGAGUAUCUAGAGGUUUACUGGCGUGCCACCCACAACCCAGCCCCUGGGCCUGGACUUCUGGGUCCUCCCAGUGCCAUCCCUGGACUUCAGAACCAGCAGCUGCUGGGGGAGCGUGGCGAGGAGCACUCACCCCUCGAGCGGGACAGCUUGAUGCCCUCAGAUGAGGCCAGUGAGAGCUCCCGCCAAGCCUGGACAGGAUCUUCACAGCGUAGCUCUCGCCACCUAGAGGAGGACUAUGCAGAUGCCUACCAGGAUCUCUAUCAGCCUCACCGCCAACACACCUCGGGGCUGCCCAGUGCUAACGGGCAUGAUCCCCAGGACCGGCUCCUGGCCCAGGACUUGGAGCACAACCACAAUGACCGGAACUGGCAACGCAACCGGCCUUGGCCCAAGGAUAGCUACUGAUAGCCUCCUGCUGCCCUGCCCUGGCAGGCACAGACAAAGCUGGCCGGGGCACCCACUCCAGGCAGGGUGGAGUUAGACUGGCAUUAGGCUGGCACUAGGCUCAGCCCCCAUGACCCCCUGCCCAGCCCCAACUUCAGAGCUGCCUGUGGUCCCAAGGUUCUCGGAGAAGCAGGAGGCCCCCUCCCCUCCUGGGCAGUGACCCCCACUAGGCUCCCAUUCCAGGUACUAGCUGUGUGUUCUGCACCCCUGGCACCUUCCUUCUCCUGCACAAGAAGCUGCCCCACUGGGCAGUGCCCUCAGGCCAGGAUCCCCUUAGCAGGGGCCUUCCCACCAGACUCAGGGAAGGGAUGUCCCCUCAGUGAUAAGAGGGUAGGGGUGUGAGCAGCAUGACAUGAGUUAAAAACACAGUCCCUGAGCAGGCAUAAAUACUAAAAGUCUAGGGACUCAGGGAUUGUGCUUUGGGGUGCAAGGGUCUCCACUCACCUCACUGCCACACAUUAGAAAUGAGACAAUCAAAGCCCACCGUCCGUUAACUGAGUUGGGCAUCCACAUACGAUACCAGAGCAGCAGGCUGGUCAGGCUGGGGCCCAAGAACAGUCUCACGGCUGAAACUCAUGGAGGACAGGGCUCUCCUCAUCCUGCCAGGAAGCUUCUUCACAUCUGAUAGGACCAGGGACCAGGAGCAUGGUCAAGCCAAAUGAAGACAGGAGCCAACCCGGACUAGGGGUUUGGGGAAGGAGAGCAUGUAGCAGAGAACUGGAACAGCUUCAGCCGCCUCCUUGCCUUUCUCAUUUUUUCGCCCUUGCAUCCUGUCAUUUGUUCUUCUCCCUCAUACCUCCUGGGAGAUAGGAGCUCCAGACUUUGUUCCCUGAAUCCUAGCUGCUGCUUGUUAUGUUAGGGUUAGAUGGGGAGAGAUGGGACACGAUGGACAGCCCCUAGAGGCCCUGUCUACCCAGCUACUCUUGCCUUAUGGCUCUAGUGUGUGACCUACAGAGCAUGCUCCACAAGACCCUGCCUCACCUGUCAUCAACAAUAAACACCAUGCAUAGUC
This is a messenger RNA of Nycticebus coucang (slow loris), 4701 nucleotides long. RefSeq names its product calcium voltage-gated channel auxiliary subunit beta 3 (gene CACNB3). The transcript is spliced from 13 exons. Gene Ontology annotation, cellular component: voltage-gated calcium channel complex. Lineage: Eukaryota; Metazoa; Chordata; Mammalia; Primates; Lorisidae. Gene Ontology annotation, molecular function: high voltage-gated calcium channel activity; protein binding. Gene Ontology annotation, biological process: calcium ion transmembrane transport; chemical synaptic transmission; regulation of voltage-gated calcium channel activity. Bases 2100 to 3650 code for a protein of 516 amino acids. The record is from RefSeq and is a predicted model, not a curated record.